Molecule: messenger RNA, 4616 nt
Organism: Haemorhous mexicanus (house finch)
Lineage: Eukaryota; Metazoa; Chordata; Aves; Passeriformes; Fringillidae
Gene: RALGDS
Product: ral guanine nucleotide dissociation stimulator
Exons: 18
Coding region: 234-2783 (849 amino acids)
Biological process (GO): positive regulation of GTPase activity; Ras protein signal transduction
Cellular component (GO): plasma membrane
Molecular function (GO): guanyl-nucleotide exchange factor activity
Source: RefSeq, a predicted model, not a curated record
GAGCCGGCUCCGUCCCGGCCCCGCCGUGACAUCAGGCCGCUCUUUCUGCGCGGGGGCGGCCGCGGGCGCUCCCGGUGCCUGCCCCGCUGCUGCGGGCGCUCCCGCACCGCCCCGCUCCGCUCCGCUCCCCCCCGAGCAUCGCCCCCACGUCCCCGCUGCGGCUCCCCGGGCAGCCGGGGGGGCUGGCGGGGCCGGCGGCGGGUUUUGGGGCCGGGGAUGCGGCGGCCCCGCCGAUGGUGAGCCGCCGCCGGGCCCCGCCGCACCAUGUCCCCGCCGGCCCCGAGAGGAUGUUCGAGGGCUGCCGGCGGGCGAGGAGCCUCUGGGGCGGCGUCAGGCUGGAGGUGGCCGGAGAGAGCAGCCCCGUGGUGCUGCACAGCUUCACGCAGCUCGACCCCGACCUGCCGCCGCUGGAGAGCUCCACACAGGAGAUCGGAGAAGAGCUGGAGGAUGGUGUGAUCUACAGCAUAUCCCUCCGGAAAGUGCAGCUCCACCACACGGCCAACAAAGGGCAGCGCUGGCUGGGGUUUGAGAAUGAGUCAGCCUUAAACCUCUACGAGACGUGCAAGGUGCGGACGAUAAAAGCCGGGACCUUGGAGAAGCUGGUGGAGUACCUGGUCUCAGCCUUCAAGGGCAAUGACUCCACCUAUGUCACCAUCUUCCUGUGCACCUACCGGGCCUUCGCCACCACCAAGCAAGUGCUGGACCUGCUGCUGAACAGGUAUGGCAAACUCCACGUGCAGGCGAAUGGGGACCACGCCAGGCACACUGUGGACGAGAGGAUGGAGCUGAAGAACACCAUCUCCUCCAUCCUGGGGGCCUGGCUGGACCAGUACUCGGAGGAUUUCCGCAAGCCCCCCGACUUUGCCUGCCUGAAGCAGCUCAUCUCCUACGUGCGCCACAACAUCCCCGGCUCCGACCUGGAGCGCCGAGCCCGCAUCCUGCUGGCCCAGUUCCAGCAGCAAGAGCAGAGCGAGGCCGAGGCAGAAGCUGUGGACCACAGCAGCUGCACCUUCCAGCUGGUGGAAGAGAACGGGGUUGGUGAUGGGAAGCCAGAUUUCCUCUCCUUCUCCCCAGAGAUGGUGGCAGAACAGUUCACACUGAUGGAUGCUGAGCUGUUCAAGAAAGUGGUGCCUUACCACUGCCUGGGCUGUAUCUGGUCCCAGAGGGACAAGAAGGGCAAAGAGCACCUGGCCCCCACCAUCCGUGCCACAGUCUCCCAGUUCAACAGUGUGGCCAACUGUGUCAUUGCCACUUGUCUUGGGGACAGGUCCCUGAAGCCACAGCAGAGGGCCAAGGUGGUGGAGCGGUGGAUAGAAGUGGCUCGGGAGUGCCGCAUCCUGAAGAACUUCUCCUCCCUCCGAGCCAUCCUCUCAGCCCUGCAGUGCAACGCCGUGCACCGGCUGAAGAAGACCUGGGACGAGGUCCUGAGGGAGAGCUUCCGCACAUUCCAUGAGCUCUCAGAGAUCUUCUCCGACGAGAACAACCACUCGCUGAGCCGGGAGCUUCUCAUCAAGGAGGGCACAUCCAAAUUUGCCACCUUGGAGAUCAACCCAAAGAGGGCUCAGAAGCGGCAGCAGCAGCAGCGAGAGAUGGGUGUGAUGCAGGGCACCAUUCCCUACCUUGGCACCUUCCUCACGGACCUGGUGAUGCUGGACACAGCCAUGAAGGAUUUCCUGGAUGGUGGGCUGAUCAACUUUGAGAAGAGAAGGAAGGAGUUCGAAGUCAUUGCACAGAUCAAGCUGCUCCAGUCAGCCUGCAACAACUACAGCUUCACACAGGAGGACCAGUUCGUGGAGUGGUUCCACAGCCUGGAGCGGCUCAGUGAGGCUGAGAGCUAUGGGCUGUCAUGUGAGAUUGAGCCACUGUCAGAGUCAGCCAGCAACACGUUGAAGGCCAAGAAAAACACGGGCAUCAUCAAGAGAUGGAGCGACCGGCAGCCACCAAGCACGGAGCCCUGUGCCAGCGGCAGCUCCCACUCGAAAUCCUUCGACCAGCUCAAGUGUGGGCAGUACCUGUGCAGUGGGGACGCCACUGACUCAGUGAGUGUCACCUCUGCUGGCUCGAGCAGCUCCGAUGUGGAGGAGAUCAACAUCAGCUUCAUCCCUGAGUCCCCCGACUGCCAGGAGAAGAAGGUCAGUGAGAUCCCUCUGGCCUCCCUCCCCCAGCGCUGGUACGCCCCGUCUGUGGCCGAUGGAGAAGCUAAACCCACUGUGUCCUCCGCAUCCCCUCUCCUCCCUGCCCUCCAGUUCUGGGAAUCCACCUCCCUCUCUUCCCUGGACACGUCAGGCAUCGGCUCAGGCUCCAGCAGUGCCUCCUCCUCUUCCGUCUCCUCCACGCCGGUGACGGCCUCCCGCACACACAAGCGCUCGGUCUCCGGCAUCUCCAGCUACUCCUCACUCUCGCUGCCCCUCUACAACCAGCAGGUCGACGACUGUUGCAUCAUCCGAGUCAGCCUGGCUGUGGACAACGGCAACAUGUACAAGAGCAUCCUGGUGACGAGCCAGGACAAGACCCCCGUGGUUAUUCGCAAGGCCAUGGCCAAACACAACCUGGAUGGGGACCGGCCUGAAGACUAUGAGCUUGUCCAGAUCAUCUCGGAGGAAAGAGAGCUGAAAAUCCCUGACAAUGCCAACGUCUUCUACGCCAUGAACUCCGCUGCCAACUAUGACUUUGUGCUCAAGAAGCGGGGCUUCUCCAAGGGGGUGAAGAUCAAGCACGGCUCCAGCUCCACCCUGCCCAGGAUGAAGCAGAAAGGCCUGAAGAUCGCCAAGGGCAUCUUCUAGCCUCAGCCCCACUGCCACCCAUCACCGACGGGGCCUUGGGGGCAGCUGCUCCAGGCUUGGCUGUGGCCGCUCCUUGUGCUGCCCUGCAGGGCAGAGGAGUGACCCUCACCCACGGGCUACGGCCGUGCACCUCCCUUCCACACCCAGAGCUGAGAGUUGGGCAACUGGUGUCGGCCUCUGCCUCUCUCUGCACAAGCUCCCGUUCCAAUCAGGUCUUUUUUUCUACACAGGAAGGCAGCAGUGGGGGGGGAUUUGUCUAUUUUUUGUUUUGUUUUGUUUUUUAACCUUCCACGGUGCGACACUCGGCCAGCCCGGCCAGCCCAGAGCUGGAGUCCGCCUCUGCCGUAGGUGCCUUGUGUCUGAGUGAGCUGAGGAGCAGUGACUUGCAGAGGGGCUGUGUGACAGAGCUGAACAGAAGCCACCAUCACCCUGGAAGGAGCUGCCAAGCCUCCUUCCCAGCUUUCCCAGUGUUACCUCCACGUCUGUCCUCCCUGGGAUCACUGGCGUUGCCACCACCGCACAGCUCUGCCUGUCCUUCCCUUGGGAGAAGCCACGGAUGCCCUGGGCUGGGAGGUGAGCUGGAAGGAUGCAGCCCUGCACCAGUGCUGAGCCCUGUGGAGGAGCCUGUGGCUGUGCCAUGAUGGAGUGGGUGCCUCGUGCUCUCCCCAGCUGGAAGCCUGCGUGGUCUCGCUCCUCUCCUGAUCCAGCGCCUCCUCCAUCUGGACUGGGCCAGUCCAAACUUGCACCAAAGAUCAAAUGCCAGUGUCUCUUCUGCCAAGGGGGAGCUUUGGGCCAUGCCCCCGGCGCUGCCAGCCUGAGGAGGAGGAGAGCAAAGUUCUGUGUGAAACUGUGUAAAUAGAGACUUUGGGUCUGUGUGGGCACGGAGGGGCCGGAGAGCUCAGGGUGCUCCAGGUGCCCCAGCUGCCACUGCCUGACCCACAGAAAGUGCCACUCACCUUGGGCUUUAACCGGACUUUUUCAAACACUGACCAUGGGAGAAGCAGCAAUGAGACUUUUUUUUUUGUAUAAAACAAAAAAGUUUACUCUUUUUUUUUUUCAGUAUUUAUUGGUUGUAAAUAGAAGAGGUAAACUUGUACAUUUUACUAAUCCAGCCUCCCCCUGCCCUGCAGCCCAGUCCCUGUCCUGUGCCCCCCCUGGUAUUUAAGGCUGCUGGGAGGGACGCUGGCAGCAGCAGCAGCAGCAGCAUUGCUCUGCUGUGCUCAUGGGGUGCAGACCCUGCCAGCCCCCCCCUCCCAAAUUCUCUACCACUAAUCGCUCGAGCAGGGGCAGAGAUGCUUGUUUUAAUCACUGUAGGAAACACUAACCAAAGGGGGACCUUUUGUUGCUCCUGCCUCCAUCUCUGUUUUUAAAGCGCGUCAUUCCAGCAGAUCUUUUCCGUUUCCCAUCCAUCAGCGUUCCUGGGUGGUUGUGGUGCCUUCCCUGCUCCAGGACAGGGGCUGGGGCUGGUGAGGAAGAGGCUGCUUGGGUGUGAGCGUGGCUGGCACUGAGCUCCUCCAGCCCCGUGGCCCCUUGGGCAGCGCUGCCCAUGAUGCACAUGAUGGGAGCUCCUGGCUCCCUGACGCAGGGGCAGCCUCCUGCCUCCCCCCCUGCCCAAAGCCCCUUCCCCUGGGCACCAGCACCCCUGGGAGGGUGUUCCCUCUGCUCCGUGUGCCUGCCCACCCUGGGACUGUCCCCUCCCCUCCCGCCGGUGCCACUGGGGGGACUGGCUGUACCGUAUGUAUUUUGUACCACUUCAAUGAAGGAGCACACUGCCCGGUGUGACUUGUACACAGCAAUGUAAUUAGUCUUUGCAAUAAAAUACUGAUGCUCAAA